Messenger RNA from Vicia villosa (hairy vetch), 485 nucleotides. RefSeq lists its product as uncharacterized. The coding region runs from base 57 to 479 and encodes 140 amino acids. The record is from RefSeq and is a predicted model, not a curated record. The transcript is spliced from 3 exons. NCBI's taxonomy places the organism in Eukaryota, Viridiplantae, Streptophyta, Magnoliopsida, Fabales, Fabaceae.
UUUGUGAACAAAAACAACAGCUAAACUUUCCUCCUUGCUCCAUUGAUCGUGAAAAAAUGAAACCAGAUCCCUCUCUCGAUUUCUCUCUUCCUUCAGUGAACAACAACAGGAUUUCCUCCCUUGGUUUCUCAUCCAUCUCGGGGUUCUCUCUCAAUCGAUAUAUCAUCAUCUCUCUCUCGCUGAGUUUUCUCUCGUUUUCACUUUCGGUGAACAAAAACAACAACCGCGGCACUUUGAUUUUCCGGCGGCCAUGGAAUAAGAACAAAAGUCCGGCUUUUGCUGGGUUCUUGCUCUCUCUCGGAUUCACGGUCUCUCUCGGUGAACCCAUAACAACAAAUAGUGACCAGGGGCCAUGGAGGAGCUGCAACUCAGAUUUUUGUGUUAUAGGAAAGCUAAAGUUCACAGCAACAACAAUAUUAAGAGCAAGAGAGGAAUUAACUUACCUACGGCGAGGAGGUGUUCGCCGGAUUUUGUGUUGAGGUAUG